AUGGCGUUGGCGUGGGUGCUAGCAUCUGUGUUUCUCAUGCGCAUGGUGGCUCGGAUUAGCCUCAGAGUCUGCGGUGCGCGCGCAAGUGCCAAUGUCGUCGGGGCAGCAGCAGCAGCAGCAACAUCAGUGAGGCCAGUGUUCAUCUGGGCUCUCCGUGUCACAGUGCUAACCCCCCGCACGGCAGUACUGACCCCCGCACUACACUGCAUUCUUUCCAUUCCCCUCGCUCCCUGCACUCGCCAACCUUAUCGAGCUGCAACCCUUCCUGGUGACCUUGUCUCUUCCCGCACUGAUCUUCUCAGCCUUGACACGCAUGCUUACCCCGCUUCUCCGCAGGAUGCGCCUCUACGUUGCCGGUACCGAUGCACUCGCCAGCGGCUGCGUUUGUGCGCGUGGCGUGCUACCAGAUGUGCUCGUGUUCGACAGCACGGUGCCGCAGCCCGACGCACCCCCCAAAAUGUACUCCUCGAAUUCGAGGCCACGCGCGGACGCACCGCUCCCACCACCGCAAUAGAUUCUUGUGUCAAGGUGCUGGUUGUCCCAUCCCUGAUGCGCGCCGUGGCUGCUUGCAUAUGCGGGGGAAGGUCUAGCCGGGAUUCGCACCUCUCGCCUCUUCAAUACCCAGGUAUAUUCACGGUAUAUUCAAGACAUUACCUUGAAUCAACCGUGAAUAUCCCCGGAGGGGAGGUGGAUAUCCCCUGGGGAUUAUUAGGGACGAUGUGCGGUGUAUGGCGUUGCAAUGUUGUCGCGAAGGCUGUGCGUCACCCACGCAAUCAAUCUACUCCUCAUCGUUCUUUCUCACGUCCUGGCUCAGACGAUGUGAUAUGGAUAUGGUGGUACGACAGACAAGGUGCGAUCCAGACGGAAGGCAUCAACUUCGUCCAGGACCUUCCGCGCUUCUUGAUUCUGCUCUUCGCGCUCCAGCGGUUCGAGCUGGACAACUGGCAAUUCAACAUCUCGCUAGACCAGUGGCCUCAUGCCAUCCAUUCCUCUGAUCCAGCUUCCAGAGGCGUUGAUAUUGACUCCACCAGGUAUAUCAAGCUCAUGGCACUCCGAGCUUCAGGCGAGUUGGUGCAUCAGGCGUAUGGCCUGGCUGGGCGAGGCACGUCUGUGUUCUGUGGCACUGCGACUCUGGCGGCCUCUGAGCGCUCUGGCAAGGUUGAGCCUGCUGGCAACAGCCCUGUGGCUGGCGGUGCGACUGCGGCGUCUAAACCCUCCACGGAGCUGCGAGAGGUAACAGCGAAGAUUUAUUGGCAGGAGGAAUCGCGUUCAUACCAAGCCGAGGGUCCCAGGGAAGCAUCCACGAUGGGGUUUAAGAUGGAUGCCUUGGGUCAUCAUCUGGAUCCGCUUUUCGCGUGCGACGUUUCCGAAUGUCCAACAUGGUUUAUUCGGAAAAAGCUCGGUCUUGAACGAGCUGAAGACCGGCGUCCCUCUCGUUUCCUCCGGCUGGCCGUGUUCUUCCGCCCGAGGUGUAUCACCACGUUGGUCGGCGCAGCGUUCAUGAAAGUGUGGCUUGAUUGCAUUCGCAGGUCAGCUUGGUCUGGUUCGGCGUCGACGGCCGCCGACGCGGAGGGUCCAGGCCGCUAUGUGCUUUGGGAGCUGGGCAUCGAGGAUAUCAAGCCCAGAUUGUCGAUUCUCAUGGCCGGCGAGGGUGACCGCGGGUUCUUGAUCGACUGGGAGCUGGCAACGAUGUUCGGGCAGUCAAGUCACGACGGGACCUCCCACCUUGAGACCGUGCCCUUCACGGCCCUAGACUUACUCGAUGAGGAAUAUUGUGCCGGCAAGAUCAAGCGCCAGUAUCACCACGGCCUCGAAGGCUUCCUCGACUUGAUCGAGCAUCCACCAAUUCGCAAUCUGUGGACCACAGGAGACUACUCAUCCUCCAGAGCAUCCAAGCGUGAUUUCUUGGCAAUGCUCCAGAGAGCACCGCUGGAGGCACCCUGGGCAAUUCCUACACCGAGGGAGAAAAGAGGUGUCUUCUGUAAGGAGCAGGCAGAGGCAGAUCCGAAAACGACGGUACUUGUGCUGAGGGAUAUUUAUGCAGACUUUUGGGCUACAAUCAAAGGGAUGCAGAUGUUGUCUUUAGGGGUCUGCUCAGUCUCAAAUUGA
Heterobasidion irregulare TC 32-1 is the source of this 2109-nucleotide messenger RNA. RefSeq lists its product as uncharacterized. The transcript is spliced from 9 exons. The record is from RefSeq and is a predicted model, not a curated record. Bases 1 to 2109 code for a protein of 702 amino acids. NCBI's taxonomy places the organism in Eukaryota, Fungi, Basidiomycota, Agaricomycetes, Russulales, Bondarzewiaceae.